AUAGCAGACAAUGCAUCGGGGUGGUACGGCGGUGGAGAGCGGUUCAAUGCGGUGAACCAGAAGGGCAACGUGUUGCCCAUGUUCUCGUUCGACCGCUUCACUGACGUCCCUGCGCAGCGCAGCUACAAGCCGGUGCCGUUUGUGAUGAGCAGCAGCGGGUACGGCGUGUGGGUGCAGUCCUAUGCCAACGGCUCCUUCAGCCUCGGCGCCAACGACGAGCCGGACGUGCUGGCCAUCCGGUACAGGGAGCAGCAGCUGCGCGUGGUGUUCAUCGCGGGCCCCUCGCUGCUCGCUGUGCUCUCCGAGUUCACACGCCUCUCCGCGCGCCCCUCCAUGCCGCCCGACUGGGCCUUUGCGCCCUGGAAGGGGCGAGACGUGCAUUUCAACUGCUCGCAGGUGGUGGAAGAUGCGGAGAAGCUGCGGCAGCAGGGCAUACCGGGGUCGGUGAUUCUGAUAGACAGCCCGUGGGAGACAGGCUACAACGACUUCGCCAUCAACCGCCUCCAGUUCAACGACCCGGAAGACAUGUUCUUGCGCCUCGAAGAGCUGGGCUUCUACAACAUCUUCUGGGCGACGCCCUUCAUCAACCGCGCCAACCGCGUGGACAUGCCCGGCAUCACCACGGGGCCCGCAGCCAUCUUUGACGAGGCAGACAAGAAGGGCUUUCUAGUGCAGCAGGAGGGGGGCGGCUCGCAGAUAGUGAAGUGGUGGAAGGGCGAGGGCGGGCGGGUGGACUUCACGAGUGAGGCAGCGGUGGCGUUCUGGCAGGUGGCCAUGAACGCCACACUGCAGUGGCCCACGGCGCGCGGCUUCAAGUGUGACGACGGCGAGGGCAACUACUUCCAGCCCGGCGCUGCCUUCCACGACGGCUCGCCCCUCUCCGUCAUGAAGACGCGGUACGUGGAGGUGUAUCUGGCGGCCAUGGGGGCGUUCAUAGACAAGUACCUGCAGGGGGACGGGGUGCUCAUGGCCAGGAGUGGAUUCACCGGCACCGGCAAGUCGUUCGUGUGGGCGGGCGACCAGCGCGCCAACUGGAACCGCACGGAGGGCUUCCCGUCGGUGAUCAUGGCGGGGCAGACGGCUGGCUUGUCGGGGUUCUUCCUGUGGGGCAGCGACAUCGCGGGGUACUUCGGCAAGACCAUCGACAAGGAGCUCUUCAUCCGCUGGAGCCAGUUCGGCGCGCUGUCCCCGCUGAUGCACCAGUUCGGGCAGGCCAACAACGGCCCAUGGGACUACGAUGCCGUCACGCUGCGCAUCUACCGCCGCUUCGCCCGCCUGCACAUGGUGCUCUUCCCCUACCUCAAGGCCGCCGCACUCGCCAGCGCCACGCACGGCCUCCCCAUCCUCUGCGCCAUGCCGCUCGCCUUCCAAGGCGACCCUGAGGCUGCCUCCCCGCAGUGGCAGUGGCAGUACAGGUUCGGCCCGGACCUGCUGGUGGCUCCGGUGUACGAGCCUGGGGUGACGCAGGCGACAGUGUACCUGCCUGGGGGCAGUGCGUGGGUGCACUUCUGGGCGCCCAACGGUGUGCUCCUGCAGGGUGGGGCAGCUGUGCAGGUGGCGGUGCCGCUGCAUGAGACGGCGCUGUACGUGCGAGCGGGGGCGCUGAUAGAGAGUAUAGAGGAGGACGUGGACACGCUGGUGCCGCCCUCCGACAAGCUGCACCCCGACGUCAAGACCAUCGGCAG
Messenger RNA from Closterium sp. Naga37s-1, 1685 nucleotides. NCBI's taxonomy places the organism in Eukaryota, Viridiplantae, Streptophyta, Zygnematophyceae, Desmidiales, Closteriaceae. The record is from the annotation of a GenBank genome assembly.